CCCAAGCAGGGAGCAUGGAGCCAGAGGGAAUGGUCCCUGGGAGCUGCAGACCCCCACCCCAGGAGUUGGUGACAUUCCAGGAUGUGGCUGUAGACUUCACCCCAGAAGAGUUGGGCCUCUUAGCCCAUCCUCAGAAGGAGUUGUACAAGGAGGUCAUGCUGGAGAAUGCCCAGAACUUGCUCUUCUUGGGGCUUCCAGUUCCCAGAGAAUAUUUGAUGUAUUCUGAGGAAAGUGAAGCACCAUGGAUGCUGGAAGAAGAAGGCCUGAGGAGCUGCUGUCCAGGAGAGAUUAGACCUGAAAUGAGAGAGACUACUGGAAAGCUAAGGAUUUCUGUGAAAGAAAGUCACAAAGAAAGCUUCAUGUGUGAUGGUUCCUGUGACUUCACUGGGAGAAAAAUCUGUGCUGUAUUUCACAGAAUCCACAAAGGAAGGAAAGCUUAUAAUCGUCAUCAUUGUGGGAAAGACAUGAAUCAACAGUCAUCCCUGAUUUGCCAACAAAAAAUUCAUACUGGAGAGAAACCACACGAGUGUCACAAAUGUGCUGAACUUUUUAGUGAACACUCAUCCUUCAUUAUGCAUCACAGUGUUCACAGUGACAAGAAACCUUAUGAAUGUAAUCAGAGUGGAAAGGCUUGGAGUUACAGCUCUAGUCUUGCUGUACAUCAGAGCAUCUGCAUUGGAGAGAAACCAUAUGAAUGUGAUAAAUAUGGAAAGGCAUUCACACAGAGCUCAAACCUUACUCAACAUCAGAAAAUCCACAAUGGUGAGAAACCUUUUGGAUGUAAUCAUUGUGGAAAAGCUUUCAGAUUUAAAAGCCAUCUUGCUGUACAUCAGAGAAUCCACACUGGGGAGAAACCUUAUGAAUGUAUUCAUUGCAGAAAGGCUUUCAGAAACAACUCCCAUCUUGUUGCACAUCAGAGAAUCCACAAUGGGCAGAAACCUUAUGAAUGUAAGGAAUGUGGAAAGGCUUUCAGACAGAUCGUCACUCUUGCUAAGCACCAGAGAAUCCACACUGGAGAGAAACCAUAUGAAUGUAAUCAGUGUGGAAAGGCUUUCAAAGAGAGCUCCAAUCUUGCUAAGCACCAGAGAAUCCACACUGGGGAGAAACCGUAUGAAUGUAAUCAAUGUGGAAAGGCUUUCAGGCGGAUCUCCACUCUUGCUGUACAUCAGAGAAUCCACACUGGGGAGAAACCGUAUGAAUGUAAUGAAUGUGGAAAGGCUUUCAGAGCAAGCGCCACUCUUGCUGGACAUCAGAGAAUACACACUGGGGAGAAACCAUAUGAAUGUAAUCAAUGUGGAAUGGCUUUCAGAAUCAACUACAAUCUUGCUGUACAUCAGAGAAUCCACACUGGGGAGAAACCAUAUGAAUGUAAUCAAUGUGGAAAGGCUUUCAGAAUCAACUACAAUCUUGCUGUACAUCAGAGAAUCCACACUGGGGAGAAACCAUAUGAAUGUAAUCAAUGUGGAAAGGCGUUCAGAAUCAACUGCAGUCUUGCUGUACAUCAGAGAAUCCACACUGGGGAGAAACCUUAUGAGUGAAAGCAGUGUGGAAAGGCUUUCACACAGAUCUCCACUCUUGCUAAGCACCAGAGAAUCCACACUGGGGAGAAACCUUAUGAAUGUGAUAAAUCCAGAAAGGUAUUCAGACAGAGCUCCAACCUUCCUCAACAUCAGAAAAUUGACGAUGUUG
Messenger RNA from Trichosurus vulpecula (common brushtail), 1689 nucleotides. Its product is annotated as zinc finger protein OZF-like. NCBI's taxonomy places the organism in Eukaryota, Metazoa, Chordata, Mammalia, Diprotodontia, Phalangeridae. The transcript is spliced from 4 exons. The record is from RefSeq and is a predicted model, not a curated record. Gene Ontology annotation, biological process: regulation of DNA-templated transcription. Bases 15 to 1538 code for a protein of 507 amino acids.